Alosa alosa (allis shad) is the source of this 910-nucleotide messenger RNA. It is a transcript of the gene pxmp4, whose product is annotated as peroxisomal membrane protein 4. The record is from RefSeq and is a predicted model, not a curated record. The transcript has 4 exons. NCBI's taxonomy places the organism in Eukaryota, Metazoa, Chordata, Actinopteri, Clupeiformes, Clupeidae. Bases 240 to 884 code for a protein of 214 amino acids. Gene Ontology annotation, cellular component: peroxisomal membrane.
CAUUAACUAUGGCCUUAGGCCGUAAAUUCAGUUUGUUUUUAUGAUAAAAUAUUUUACAUAUAGCGUUUAUUAUGGUAUUUCAUGUUUUUGCCGAGGAAUGAAUCAGCCUUCAACGUCAUAAAUUGGAGGUAACUAUAUCGGUGCCCCUCGGAACACUUUCUCUGGGCAUUGUUUCUAAACGACAAUACAUAAUACAGUACAAUCGGGUGUCACAUUCAUUCAGUACCCCUCAAUUUAACAUGGCUGGGUCAGAGCUCCUGAAAACACUGUUGUACACAGUGAAUAGCAUACUUCAGCAAGAGAAGUAUAAAGCUGCGUUAGCGGUGGUGAAAGGUUUCAGGAAUGGAGCAGUAUAUGGAGCGAAAAUCCGUGCCCCCCAUGCGCUUGUCAUGACAUUUUUGUUCAGAAACGGGAGCUUGAAAGACAAGCUGAAAGCCAUCGCAAAAGCUACAUACACUCACUCACGGAAUCUCGCUUACUUCGUCUUCAUUUACAAAGGGCUGCAAGCUCUUCAAGUGAAGAUUCAGGGGAAAAGCCUCCAGUCCCAGUCUUUCCUUGCAGCGUGCCUUGGGGGGUGGCUAGUGUUUGGGGACAAUAACAACAUCAACAGCCAGAUAAACAUGUACUUACUAUCCAGGAUCCUAUUUGCUCUUUCUCGUCUGGCUGUGGAGAAAGGCUACAUCCCUCAGCCAAAGAGAGACCCUUUCCCCAUGUUUGCCACCCUGGUGUGGGGAAUCGUCUUGUGGUUAUUUGAGUAUUAUCCCCACACCCUGCAGCCAUCUCUCCAGUCCUCCAUGAACUACCUCUAUCAUGACAGCAACGUGUGGCACGAUAUCUCAGAUUUCCUUGUCUAUAACAAACCCAAGGCUACAGCGGCUAAGUGAGACCUCGUCUUUGCACUGGGCCACUG